Messenger RNA from Coturnix japonica (Japanese quail), 2649 nucleotides. It is a transcript of the gene VIL1, whose product is annotated as villin 1. Gene Ontology annotation, molecular function: phosphatidylinositol-4,5-bisphosphate binding; actin filament binding. The record is from RefSeq and is a predicted model, not a curated record. Lineage: Eukaryota; Metazoa; Chordata; Aves; Galliformes; Phasianidae. Gene Ontology annotation, cellular component: cytoplasm; actin cytoskeleton; lamellipodium. Gene Ontology annotation, biological process: barbed-end actin filament capping; actin polymerization or depolymerization; cytoskeleton organization.
GGGGACAAAGGUCUCUUCUCUGCUGGCACCCCAGCACUUCCCCUAGGUACGCGCACCUUGUGCUCAGCUCUGCAGGGAAGGUCCCCCUGCCUGCAGCCAACACCAUGGUGGAGCUCAGCAAAAAGGUCACCGGGAAGCUGGACAAGACCACGCCGGGCAUCCAGAUAUGGAGAAUUGAGAACAUGGAGAUGGUGCCGGUGCCCACUAAAAGCUAUGGCAACUUCUACGAGGGGGAUUGCUACGUGCUGCUGUCGACACGUAAGACUGGGAGCGGCUACAGCUACAACAUCCACUACUGGCUGGGUAAGAACUCGAGCCAGGACGAGCAGGGGGCAGCGGCCAUCUACACCACGCAGAUGGAUGAGUACCUGGGCUCUGUGGCCGUGCAGCACCGUGAGGUCCAGGGCCAUGAGAGCGAAACAUUCCGUGCAUACUUCAAGCAGGGACUUAUCUAUAAGCAGGGUGGAGUAGCCUCAGGCAUGAAGCACGUGGAGACUAACACCUACAACGUCCAGCGUCUGCUGCAGGUGAAGGGCAAGAAGAACGUGGUGGCUGCAGAGGUGGAGAUGAGCUGGAAAAGCUUCAACCUGGGCGAUGUCUUCCUGCUGGACCUUGGCCAGCUCAUCAUCCAGUGGAACGGUCCUGAGAGCAAUCGUGCUGAGAGGCUGAGGGCGAUGACCCUGGCCAAGGACAUCCGGGACCGAGAGCGUGCGGGUCGUGCGAAGGUCGGUGUGGUGGAGGGUGAGGAUGAGGGGGCCUCACCGGAGCUGAUGCAGGCCCUGACACAUGUGCUGGGGGAGAAGAAGAACAUCAAGGCAGCCACACCUGAUGACCAAGUGCAUGAGGCGCUCAACAGUGCCCUCAAGCUCUACCAUAUCUCUGAUGCCAGUGGGAACCUGGUCAUACAAGAGAUAGCAAUUCGCCCCUUGACUCAAGACAUGCUCCAGCAUGAGGACUGCUACAUCCUUGAUCAAGCAGGUCUCAAGAUCUUUGUGUGGAAGGGCAAGAAUGCCAACAGGGAGGAGAAGCAGCAAGCAAUGAGCAGGGCCCUGGGCUUCAUCAAAGCCAAGAAUUAUCCGGCCAGCACCAGCGUAGAGACAGAAAAUGAUGGGUCUGAGUCUGCUGUCUUCAGGCAGCUCUUCCAAAAAUGGACUGUUCCCAACCAAACCAGUGGGCUGGGCAAGACCCAUACUGUGGGCAAAGUGGCCAAGGUGGAGCAGGUGAAGUUUGAUGCCACCACAAUGCACGUCAGGCCUGAAGUGGCCGCCCAGCAGAAGAUGGUGGAUGAUGGAUCUGGGGAGGCAGAGGUCUGGAGGGUGGAGAACCAGGAGCUGGUGCCCGUGGAGAAACGGUGGCUGGGCCAUUUCUAUGGCGGGGACUGCUACCUGGUGCUCUACACCUACUACGUGGGGCCCAAGGUGAACCGCAUCAUCUACAUCUGGCAGGGCCGCCAUGCCAGUGCGGAUGAGCUGGCUGCCUCUGCCUACCAAGCCGUCAUCCUGGACCAGAAGUACAACAAUGAGCCUGUGCAGGUGCGCGUCACAAUGGGUAAGGAGCCGGCCCACCUGAUGGCGAUCUUCAAGGGCAAGAUGGUGGUGUACGAGAAUGGCUCCUCACGGGCGGGCAACAAGGAGCCGGCGCCCUCCACUCGGCUCUUCCACGUGCACGGCACCAAUGAGUACAACACCAAGGCCUUCGAGGUGCCCGUCCGCGCUGCUUCUCUCAACUCCAAUGAUGUCUUUGUGCUCAAGACACCCAGCAGCUGCUACCUCUGGUAUGGGAAGGGCUGCAGUGGAGACGAGCGUGAGAUGGGCAAGAUGGUGGCUGACAUCAUCUCCAAGUCAGAGAAGCCGGUGGUGGCUGAAGGGCAGGAGCCGCCCGAGUUCUGGGUAGCUCUGGGAGGCAAGACCAGCUAUGCCAACAGCAAGAGGCUACAGGAAGAGAAUCCCUCUGUGCCCCCCCGGCUCUUUGAAUGCUCUAACAAGACAGGCAGGUUCUUGGCCACUGAGAUCGUCGACUUCACCCAGGAUGACCUGGAGGAGAGUGAUGUUUACCUGCUGGACACUUGGGACCAGAUUUUCUUCUGGAUUGGGAAAGAUGCCAAUGAGACAGAGAAGGAGGCGGCAGCAGUGACAGCACAGGAGUACCUGCGGAGCCACCCCGGCAGCCGUGACCUCGACACCCCCAUUAUUGUGGUGAAGCAGGGCUAUGAGCCCCCCACCUUCACCGGCUGGUUCAUGGCCUGGGAUCCCCUCUGCUGGAGUGACAAGAAAUCCUAUGAUGAGCUGAAAGCUGAGCUGGGGGACAACGCCAGCAUUGGGCACCUUGUGUCAGGGCUCACUUCCAAGAAUGAGGUCUUCACAGCCACCACCACACUGGUCCCUACCAAGCUGGAGACCUUCCCACUGGACGUGCUGGUGAACACUGCAGCUGAGGACCUGCCCCGGGGUGUGGAUCCCAGCAGGAAGGAGAAUCACCUCUCUGACGAGGACUUCAAGGCUGUUUUUGGUAUGACCCGCUCUGCCUUCGCCAACAUGCCCUUGUGGAAACAGCAGAACCUCAAGAAGGAGAAAGGACUCUUCUAGGAGGGGAGGAUGAGCCUGCAGCCACUACAUUAUUUUUACUUAAUAAAAUGGAUUUGGAAUGGGG